GGAACUCCAAGAUCAGCUCGUCGUAAUCUCACUUUCAACCGUCAUCGUCAAGCAGCUGCAUCAGUUGCACCGAAAUCGUCUCUGAAUCAUUAUAAUCAUCACACUGGAUCUGGAGAUGGAUUCAGUAAUAAUUCCCUAAUCCCAAUAAGUGAUCAAGAACGAACGGAAAAAUAUUUCCGAAUGCGACUCACCGAGGAACAGU
Molecule: messenger RNA, 202 nt
Organism: Caenorhabditis elegans
Lineage: Eukaryota; Metazoa; Nematoda; Chromadorea; Rhabditida; Rhabditidae
Source: the annotation of a RefSeq genome assembly